Molecule: messenger RNA, 931 nt
Organism: Neomonachus schauinslandi (Hawaiian monk seal)
Lineage: Eukaryota; Metazoa; Chordata; Mammalia; Carnivora; Phocidae
Product: vacuolar-sorting protein SNF8-like
Exons: 1
Coding region: 84-860 (258 amino acids)
Biological process (GO): protein transport to vacuole involved in ubiquitin-dependent protein catabolic process via the multivesicular body sorting pathway
Cellular component (GO): ESCRT II complex
Source: RefSeq, a predicted model, not a curated record
CCGCGUUGGGAGCCGGCGGCAGAUCCCGGGACGCGGAGACCCGGGGUCCCGGCAGCGGGGCGGCCCCCGGGCCCAGGGAAGGGAUGCAUCGCCGCAGGGUGGGAGCUGGUGCCAUCGCCAAGAAGAAGCUUGCCGAGGCCAAGUAUAAGGAGCGAGGCACUGUCUUGGCUGAGGCCCAGCUGGCCCAGAUGUCGAAGCAGUUGGACAUGUUCAAGAGCAACCUGGAGGAAUUUGCCAGCAAGCACAAGCAGGAGAUCUGGAAGAAUCCCGAGUUCCGGGUGCAGUUCCAGGACAUGUGUGCCACCAUUGGGGUGGACCCUCUGGCCUCUGGAAAAGGAUUUUGGUCUGAGAUGCUAGGUGUGGGGGAUUUCUAUUAUGAGCUGGGUGUCCAGAUUAUUGAAGUAUGCCUGGCCCUGAAGCACCAGAAUGGAGGUCUGAUAACUCUGGAGGAACUGCAUCAACAGGUGUUAAGAGGAAGGGGCAAGUUCGCGCAAGACGUCAGCCAAGACGACCUGAUCAGGGCCAUCAAGAAACUGAAGGCGCUGGGCACGGGCUUCGGCAUCAUCCCUGUGGGCGGCAUCUACCUCAUUCAGUCUGUUCCGGCUGAGCUCAACAUGGAUCACACGGUGGUGCUGCAGCUGGCCGAGAAAAAUGGCUACGUGACCGUCAGUGAUAUCAAAGCCAGUCUUAAAUGGGAGACCGAGCGAGCGCGGCAAGUGCUGGAACACCUGCUGAAGGAAGGGCUGGCCUGGCUGGACCUGCAGGCCCCAUGGGAGGCCCACUACUGGCUGCCGGCUCUCUUCACGCACCUCUACUCCCAGGAGAUUACAGCCGAGGAGGCCAGAGAAGCCCUCCCCUGACUCCGCGAGUGCGGGAGGGGCCCCCGCGGCAGGCAGGGACAGGGCGGAGCUGCUGGCCGAUAAAACCUGAA